AUGUUGUCAUGACUAUAUAUUUUGAAUUGAGUAGAAGAAUGGGAUACUUCACUAUUCAAACAUAUAUUCCUUGUAUACUGACUGUGGUUUUAUCCUGGGUAUCAUUCUGGAUCAAAAAAGAUGCUACACCAGCAAGAACAGCAUUAGGCAUCACCACGGUGCUGACCAUGACCACGCUCAGCACCAUAGCCAGGAAGUCCUUGCCCCGCGUUUCCUACGUGACUGCCAUGGACCUUUUCGUGACUGUGUGCUUCUUAUUUGUCUUUGCUGCUCUGAUGGAGUACGCUACCCUCAACUACUAUUCAAGCUGCAGAAAACCACCUACCACUAAGAAAAAAACAUCGUUACUACAUGCAGAUUCCUCGAGAUGGAUUCAUGAAAGGAUAAGCCUACAAGCCCCGUCUAACUAUUCUCUCCUUGACAUGAGGCCACCACCACCUGUAACAGUUACUCUAAACAAUUCCGUGUACUGGCAGGAAUUAGAAGAUACCUGUGUCUAUGAGUGUUUGGAUGGCAAAGACUGUCAGAGUUUCUUCUGCUGCUAUGAAGAAUGCAAAUCAGGAUCUUGGAGAAAAGGACAUAUUCACAUAGACAUCUUGGAACUGGACUCAUAUUCACGGGUCUUUUUCCCUACAUCAUUCCUGCUCUUCAACUUGGUUUAUUGGGUGGGAUACCUCUAUCUCUAACUCUUCUUCCAGGUGAUAAGUGAAGAGCAUUAGGUUCCUCUCUAAACUUUCACCAUCCCCAGACCAGUAGUGACUAACUGGAGUAGCAAGGAAAGACACUUCUCAGUUUAUCUGAAAUACAUUACUUUUGAGCAGUGUAGGAGUAUGUGGCAAAUAUUUCUAUUACGUAUUUCAAACCCACAGAUACAUGCGUGUGCACACACAAGUUAACUGAGUGUUAAAGUGAUCUUCUUGCUAAUCCUUUGCUGAAUCUGUAGCUUGGUGAUAUUUAUAAAUGUGUUUUGGAUAUUGGAAGCAGUUCCCAAUUUUCUUUUGUGAAGAAAUCUGUGAAACGUACAAGCAAAUAUCUGAGAAGCUCUCUCAGACUCCACCCUUUCUGUGUUUUUACUUGGGCCCUCGGUGGCACUGGAGCCCAGUUGUGCAGGGUCGCUGCUGACUGACACUCAUGCCACUGGUAGUCUGAGUUCAAGAGUGAACUGCAGUGAGUUACCACCCAGUUUCCUCUCUCUGUGGCCUCUUUGCUCUGUCACCACCUUCACUGGUUGGUGUACUUUUAUCUAAUAACCUCACCCUGAGUUUGGAAAGGUUAUAUCUGUUUCAUCCGUAAGUUUUCAGUUGAGGCAACAGUCUGAUUUUGAGAAUUCUCAUGUUGCUGAAUUCAAAGAUGUUUACUAUCUCUGAACAUCAUAAGUUCAACAUUUUAUCCUAAGAAUUGUGUUUUACUAGACCAAGAGGCAACCCCAGAGUAUACUCUAUUAUAGGUUCAAUGAUUCUCUUUACCUUGCAAAGAAAGGUACAUAGCAUUCACAAGCUUUGGUUUUGAAAUUGUUUUCCAGAGUGUGAAAGAAAUAUAGAUAGAAUUUGUACAAAUUUUUCUUAGUGAAUAUUAACUUUCAAGUCAAAUCAAGUUUAGAUGCAAAA
Molecule: messenger RNA, 1607 nt
Organism: Capra hircus (goat)
Lineage: Eukaryota; Metazoa; Chordata; Mammalia; Artiodactyla; Bovidae
Gene: GABRG3
Product: gamma-aminobutyric acid type A receptor gamma3 subunit
Exons: 4
Coding region: 9-686 (225 amino acids)
Biological process (GO): gamma-aminobutyric acid signaling pathway; signal transduction; chloride transport
Cellular component (GO): dendrite membrane; neuron projection; GABA-A receptor complex
Molecular function (GO): benzodiazepine receptor activity; inhibitory extracellular ligand-gated monoatomic ion channel activity; GABA-gated chloride ion channel activity
Source: RefSeq, a predicted model, not a curated record